GAAAUGACAGCCGAACAAAAAUUACGGCGUGGAUUUAUGGUUAAAAUUUUGCCAAACUGUUACUCGUUUUAAUAUUACUUGUUAUUUUCCAAUUAAAUUGUAGUUUAUUUUAUAUACCAUCGUUGGUAGUCGUACUUAAAAGUUGUAUAUGUUAUGAUAAUGACCGAUAAUUCAAAAGUUUUGAGGCAAAGUUUGUGCAUAUCAUUGUCAUUAGCGCGUAAGUCGAUCUCCCCGGUAUUUAGUGUGUUAUAGCAGAGGCAGAACGUAAUUAAUGAAAUGCUGCCCAUAGUGCUAGCUAACGGAUCUAAAGAACAUUAUAUUUGAUCGUGCUUGUAAUUAAUAAUAUUGAAACUUAGUUGCAACAUGUAUCCAACUCCGUCUCGGCAUCCAGCCGCCGCAGUAAGGGGGCCUCAACCAACGGCGGGAUCUAUAAAAUUUACGAUAGCAGAUUCUUUAGAGCGUAUUAAAGAGGAAUUUAAUUUUUUACAAGCCCAAUAUCAUUCAUUAAAAAUAGAAUGUGACAAAUUAGUUAAUGAGAAAACAGAAAUGCAGAGGCACUAUGUAAUGUAUUAUGAGAUGUCCUAUGGUCUAAAUGUAGAAAUGCACAAACAGACGGAGAUUGCAAAAAGACUCAGUGCUAUAAUAGGACAAGUUCUGCCAUUCUUGGCACAAGAGCAUCAGCAACAGGUUGCAUCAGCUGUGGAGAGGGCAAAACAAGUUACCAUGUCUGAAUUGAAUGCUAUUAUUGGGCAACAACAUCAGCAGGGCCUUCAACAACUCCUUCAACAGAUACAUGCAUCAGCGGGUCUGUCGCACGGCGUGGCGGGCGCGGGCGGGCUGCUGGGGGCCGGGGGGCUGCUGUUCGCGCCGGGGGCCGGUCCUCCGCCGCCGCCGCACCUGCCCCCGCCACCACAUAAGGUAAAGGUGGAGCUGCCCCCUCCAGCGGACAUCAAGCCGCCGGUGCUGCCUGGUGGACCGGCGCCGCCCCUGCAUCCAGGUCAACCACCCUCUCGGGAGGACGACCGUCUCAUCGCCUCUAGAGUAUUACAACAGAGGCGGUCGGUGUCACCGCACGAGCGGGAACAAAAGUACCGUCCCCGCUCGCCCGUCGAGCCCGAAGCGCUGGACGUGAAGCGCAGAAAAGAGGAGAAGGACAGUGAUGCUGAAAAAAGUGACCAAGAUCUUGUUGUAGAUGUAGCCAACGAGGAGGAAAGAGGAUCUCCAAGUGUUCGCACAGAUGGUGGCGAAAGAACGGAAAACGGACCCAGGCCACCGUCCAGAUCGGGUUCCUCGUCAAGUCGAUCCACACCCAAAAGUUCGAAAGACGAGAAGCCCGGCACGCCAUCUGGUGCGAAGCUAGGCCGCGCGCCCACGCCGACGGGUUCCGCACGGUACGGGUUCCCCUCGUAUCCGUACAGAACGCCCGCGCCCGCCGCCGCCUCCGCGCCAGCUCCAGCGUCCGCGCCCGCUUCCGCUCCGCACGGGUACGACUCGCAUAUGCGUACUAACGGCAUCGCUCCGCCCAAGUCCGCGUACUCGUACCUGCCGGCGGGCGCGGCGGGCGCGGCGGGCGCGGACGGGCCGGCGGGCGGUGGCGGCGGGCCCGGCGUACCGCGCGGCGCGCGCGCGGCGGCGGCGCUGCCGCACGGCGAGGUGGUGUGCGCGGUGGCGCUGGCGGCGGCGGCGCACGCGCGGCACGCGUACACGGGCGGCAAGGGCUGCGUCAAGCUCUGGGACAUCUCCAGCCCCGCCUCGCCCGCCGCCAUGGAGCCGCUCUCGCAGCUCGACUGCCUGCAACGCGACAACUACAUCCGGUCGGUGAAACUGCUGCCGGACGGGCGCACGCUGAUCGUGGGCGGCGAGGCGUCCAACCUGUCCAUCUGGGACCUGGCCUCGCCCACGCCGCGCAUGCGCGCCGAGCUCACCUCCUCCGCGCCCGCCUGCUACGCGCUCGCCAUCAGCCCAGACUCCAAGGUAUGCUUCAGUUGCUGUUCAGACGGCAACAUAGCUGUAUGGGAUCUCCAGAACCAAACAUUAGUUAGGCAAUUUCAAGGUCACACGGACGGCGCAUCGUGUAUAGACAUCAGCCCGGACGGCACGCGGCUGUGGACGGGCGGGCUCGACAACACGGUCCGCUCGUGGGACUUGCGCGAAGGCCGCCAGCUGCACCAGCACGACUUCGCCAGCCAGAUCUUCUCGCUCGGCUACUGCCCCACCGGCUCGUGGCUGGCGGUAGGCAUGGAGAACUCUCACGUAGAAGUUUUGCACGCGGGCAAGCCGGACCGGUACCAGCUGCUGCUGCACGAGUCGUGCGUGCUCUCGCUCAAGUUCGCCGCCAGCGGCAAGUGGUUCGUCUCCACCGGCAAGGACAACCUCCUCAAUGCCUGGCGUACGCCCUACGGCGCCAGCUUGUUUCAGUCAAAAGAGUCAUCAUCGGUGCUCAGUUGUGAUAUAUCGGCGGACGAUAAGUUCAUUGUGACCGGCAGCGGUGAUAAAAAGGCGACAGUUUACGAAGUGCUCUAUUGAACUGAAUUUGCAAUAAAUGUACAGGAGGCCCAGUGAGGCGGGAAUCGUUUUAUACGCACGAGUUGAUUGACUGACGGAAAUUGUAACGUAUUAACGUUUCUCAUGAUUCUCACCGUAGAUAGUUUGUCCGUGCAUUUUUGCAUGAAACAACAUGUUUCAUUUUAAUUAAUGAUAAUUGAAUGAUAACAACUGCUUACCAUCAGGUAGGCCGUAUGCUUGUUUGCCACCUCAGUGGUAUAAAAAAAAACGAUGUUUCUGUUAUUGAUUUACACUAACGGGUAUCAUGGACUGUUAGAUGAAUAAAGAUAAGCAAGGCAAAAAAAUAAAGGCAAUUCGACUCGUCACAGGAGGAAACUUACAAUUUCCAAGUUGAGUCCUUUAUUUUUACUCUAUAUAAAUAUGUCUAUGUAAAAUAUGAUUCCUUAUUUAAUUCACUCAGUGGAUGAAAUUUUAAAGAUCUCUUCUUAGUACUUACUAAGUCUCUUCUUAGUUAAUUUCUGACCACAAUUUCAUGCUUUUAGAUCCACUGGAUUAAAUUUCGUUUUAAUAUCUUACAGUCAGCAAAAACAAUUUUUUUUUUAAUAAGAGAACCGCAUGGUAAAGUAUGAAAGGUACUAGUUUAAGUGUAAAAAUACUUUAAGUAUUUUUAUACACAUAUAAAAUUGAAAAGUAUGUUUUUGUAGAUAUUUAUCUAUAUUUUAUAUUUAUACUUCAAAUGGACAUAUAGGAUAACUCUUAUUAAAUUGUAUUGCAUUAAAAUGUAGAAGAAAAAAAACCUAAAUGAUUUUAAUAUGUAAAUUGACAAAUAUUUGAGUGGAAACGCGGAUCCAACAUCUAACAGCUAAUUAUAAUAAUUUCAUAUACAUAUCAUGUAUUUAUAUAAUAUGUAACAAAUUAAAGGAAGUGAUGUCAUAUUUUAAAAGCACUAUAAUUUAAUGAGUGUUACCAUGUAUAUUAAAAGGAAAUAAUAUAAGGAAGUACAAUAAGGUAUUUCUUUUUUAUACACAUUUACAAUAACAUUCCAAUGAAUUUAAUUAUUUAUUUCAUUUUCAUUGAAUUACGAAAUGUACAAAUUUAAUUGCAUUUUGUAACAAUUGCAAAUUUCGUCAGUCAACCCAAACUCUAUGGUAUAUGUGUAAUUGUAAUGAUAUAGAUCAAUGUUGCAACGUUAAACAUAAUAUUAUUAGUGUUAUUGUAUAUUUUUAUAAUGAAAUCGAAAAGCAUUUUUAUUAUUAUUUUUUGUUUUUAAGUUUCAGUUAUUGUCGGUCCAUUUUAGUAUAUAUAUAUAUAUAUAUAUAUAUAUAUAUAUAUAUAUAUAUAUAUAUAUAUAUAAUUAUAUAAUUAGACUCGGAUCAUAAGCAUAUUAUGAUUGGUCUGCAGACUGAGAUUUUAUUAUAAUUUAUGGGGUCGUUGGACAGUUCGAUUCAUGCCUACAGAAUAAAUAAUCCUAUAAGACAAUUUGUAUAAAUAUCAAUACAUAUCUUCAAAUUUAUGAAAUAUUUUCAGCAAAGAAAUAAUAAUAAUUAUGGGGGACGAAUGAUGAUGUUGUUUUACCUGAUUCUAGAUUAGUGUUAAUUAAAUGAGGCGGUAAAAAGAAUUGUGUCCUAGAAUAUUUUUUUUUAUUCGAUUUUGAUCUUUAGUACAACGGAGUAAGGGGUAAUGUUCAUGAAUUUGGUUUAGUAAUGAAUUAGCCUUCUUAUUUAUAAAAAAUAUCUAACUAAUCUAUUAGCUAUUGAAGUGCUAGUGCGUCUCUUUCUUCGACCGUAAUUUGAAAGAGACGAAUUACUUGAAAAGAGAGGUGUUAUUUUUAUUACGCCACUAAUUUACGUGGAUGCGGAAUUUAACAUGGCGCGUAGAGUUAGACGCAAAUUGAACAAUUCAAACGUAACAAUAUAUGAAAAGCGUCAGUGAAGUUCUAAUAGUACGUAUGUCAAAAGAGUCUACAAGAGAACAAAAAAACUGUUUCAAAUUAAAGUCGGAUGUAUUUGAGGUAUAUAUUAUUAGGAAAAAGUAUUUGAAAUCAAUUUAUUAAAGAAACCGUGGCCGUUUAGGCCAUUUUUAUAAAAAUCUUUCACUAAUAAGAUAUUAGCGUGACUUCUGCACUGCUGUUUAAAAAUUACUUAUAUUUACAUCGUGUUUCAAAGUCAGACAGAAUUGGCUACAUACUCAAAUAGAUGUUUUAUUUACAAUCAACAAACAAAUCGAAAAAAGGGCGGUGGGAGAAGGGGUCUUCAGUGGUUGUAUUUUUUUUUAUGUUUGUCACCUCAGUACUCCGUCAUUUUUAAAAGUAUUUGGUAAAUACGCAUAUAUAAUAGAUGACUUCAAAUGUAAAGUCUUUAAAAAUGUCUGCACCUUAAUUUGUCCAACAAAAAUUGCCUGGGAAGCAUUGUUUGCUAUAAAUUCUUCUAAAAUUUCUUGUUUUUAACUUUUUCUCGCAAAAAAAAAGCGAGACAAUAUACCAACUAUCUUCUUUCAUUUCCUGCCAUAUCAUUCCAGAACUUAGAAAAUAUGUUCUGCUUUUUAUCGUCAGUCAAGCUUGAAUAACCACGAACUUUAGACUUAGUACAAAACGUAGAUUUACUACGUGGUUCCAUAUUUCGUACUGGACAAGGUACUGGAGCACUUAGAAUUUUUCAUUUGCUUCUUAUCUCUUAUCCAACACACUUUUCUCCUUUCAUGUGUUUAAUAAUUUCGCAAUAAAUUUGGCCCAUUUCUUAGAGUUCCUGAAUUCUAUAAAUUAUUAUUGGCACACCACUAAAUAACGUAAAUAUUUAUCUUUUUUUAUGGCAUGCGGUACAGUUUUUAAGGCAUCUCGUCCUCGCUAUUGGAUACAGGUGACAGAAUGCCUAUACAAGAGGGUACAUGGUGGGCGCAGUUUAGACGCAAUAUUUCAGGAGCAUAAGGAAGGUACUACGGCCGGAUACUGCAACAAAUGAGUAUGUGGUCGGCCCCCGAACUGGCGACCUCUGCUGUCUACCGGUCCCCAAUUCGAGGGAGGACCGAUCACCGGCCGAAUUAUUACCUUUACCAUAAGUAAAUCCUACAGACGACUGUAGGUUACGAAUCUAUAUGCUGACUGACUAACUUACGUAAUGUUGACUUGGUAGUUUAUUUACACAAUGUUACUUGUAUUGAAAUAUGCAGCGUCUCUAUUUAGAUAUCUCGUUUCUGAUUUAAUGAAAGAAAGCACCUCAUAUUUAUCCAUUGAAUGGUAUCAAAAUGUCAAAACUGCCAAAAAAUGAGUUACGCAAUGUUAGAACUUCACUGACGAUAUGCGGUCUGGAUUUUGCUUAGGGAUUAUGAGCAAAUUUUUUUUAAUAUAUGCCUAGCUGUCAUAAAUAUUGGUAAGCUGCGAGAUAGCAGCUUUACUUACACGAAUUAGAAUAAAAAGUUAUCAUAAUGUCCACGUCAUAUGUGCGAGCGAAAGAGAUAGAAUGAAUAUUCUCCGAAUUUAGGUAAUUACCAAUAUUUAUGACUUGACUGUACAGUACAGAAGUUGAUAUGCUUUAGCACAAUUGCUUAACAAACUUGCAACAGAUUGGAUAGCAUAAACAUCGGUAACAUAUACCUAUUUAUGAUUUUUUUUUUAUAUUUUAAUAUCCCAUAAUACCAACAUUAGAUUGUCGCUAGAUGGCGAUGUUGAUUUAAUUUUAUUAUUUCUCCAAUAAAAUACGUAUUUGUACUAACUUGCCUUACAUAUAGCAUUGUACUCAAUUCUGAGACGCUGUUCCUCUAAACUUGCCUAUUUUAGUUUGAUAUCAUAGAGAAUUUUUUAUUGUAAGGACUAAUGUUAACUCAUUUCAAAAUAGAUUUAAUUACAUGACAAAUUAAAACUAUUAUAAUUUAAACUUAUAAUGUUCCAUUAAAUAAUUAUUUUGCUAAAUUAUCAAAUUUAUAUAUUUUUAAUCUGCAAAAAAUGCUUUUUUAAUUAUAAAGCACUAUUAUACCUACUUGUACAACAAUCAGUCCAUUACCCUUAAGGUUGUCUUGAAAAGAUUGCUCUCAGCAAUAAGACCGCCUUACUGUACUUAUACAAUUGUAUCGUUAUGUUUGUAAAUUGUCUUGUUUAUUUCCUAUAUUGUAUAAUGCAAAUAAAGUAUACUCAUUCAUUCAAAUUAAAAUAUUGGGUUAAAAGUACGGUAUUGAAGGCUACGACUAUUAAAAAAUCGUCAUGUCAUGUCAAAAACAUUGGGACUCUAUACUUGAUAAGUAACAGAGCCAAGAGAAACGCGUGAGAACCUGAGACAACUCUGGUGCGCACUUCCUAAGCACAAUUGGAGGAAUACUAUCGGCCCCACUCGACUUCUAGAUUUCAAAGGAGAGAAGCGCUCUACGCACUGAACUUUAAUUUUAUUAUCAAACUAGUUUGUUCUAUAUUUACUUCCGAACUACUCGCCAUGUGACUCAAAGUUCCGCUUCUUCUUAAAUAAGUUCUAAAAAUAUAACAAUUUGUACUGAGUUCCUUAACGAAACUACUCGUGUGAGGGUGGCGCCCUCUCUGUCGUAUCAAGUGUUUUUCGUUUUGCACGGAGGCUCCUGACAUGGCUUAGUUCCUUAGUUAUCUGGCAAAGUGAGAGCAUUUUGCAUUUUAACAGUAUUUCUGUUGUGAAAGUGGUUUGUUUUGUUAAAAUAAUUUAUUAGACGAAUUAUCAUUUCUGAUAUUACUACUUUUUUUUUAUUGUGAAAUAUAUAAUUAUCGGUUUUAAAUCUGUGAUGAGGUGUUUUUUUUUUUUCAAAUUCUUGACGAAUUAGUAAAGAAGUUAUUUAUAACUUUACAUAUUAAUCAAGUAUUCUCUGCGCGUAAUAGUAUGGUGCGUGUGAUUUGCAAUGUGAUUAACAAAUAGUAUUUUGACAUUUAUCUAGGAUAACUGUAUUGUGAUUUUUUAUGUCGAAAUCAAUGUAACAAUCAUAGUUUGAUACUUUCUUAUAUUUGAUUCUUUUAUCAUACAUAUAUUUUUAAAUUCAGAAGUUACGUUUUUAAAUAGUUUUUUUUUUCUACAAGUAUCCUGUCACCUACAGCUUACUACAACGUGUAGAGAAUAAAUUAGCAAAAAAGCAGUGGAUUAUAAAACAUUUUAAAAUUGGUAUUGUUCCAAAUAGGAUUGUCAUCCAUCCAGUUCUCAUUUAGAGGGUGUCAUGUAAUGCUUGAUCUAGUGUUUGUACAUAGAUCACAUUUUAACAUUUCAAAAUGUGCCCUAGCUUCUCGGAAUAUUUGUCACAUUUUUUUAUAUGUAUGAUAGCAAGCAGGCUGGACUGUGUGUACGUUAAUCGCUGCUGCGCAAUUUCCAAUGGAAUUGUGCAGCGGUGAUUAUCUGUAUACUGCUUAAUAUAUUGUAUGUGUGUAUGUGUAUGUAAAUUUACUAGCAUUAGUUUUUUAAAAAUGUUGUUUACUAAUAAAUAUUUAAUGGACCAAAAAGUCUGAAAUAAAAAUUAUUAUUAUUAUUAUAUCAACAAUAAAUGUUUUAUCGUAAUUUCGGUCGAAUUGUAAUAAAAGUUUACAGUAUGAUGAUGUAAAAAAUUACACACGUUAUUAAAUGCGGAUGAUAAUCCAAUUUGCAAAUAUUACUGAACCACUUUUUAGUCUAUACACUAUGUUUCUUUUUAUAUCAAUGAUAUUUAAGAAAACAGAAAAGGAAUUUUAAACAAUAUGAAAAUAUGUAAUUUUAUUUUAUAUCAAAAUUGAUAAGAUACUUAAAAAUGUAUCUGCCAUGUAACAUAAUGAAAUAUCUCGAUUUUUGUCUUGGUGAAUGUUCCAUAAUUAUUGUAAUUGAAAAGAUGAAUUUUGUUUUUGAUUUUUAAACCUAAUCAUGUAAAUUGUAACAACAAAAUUUUCAAACUUUUAAUAUCAUACAAAUGUUUUGUCUUUAUUCCUUUAUAAUUAUGUAUACUGACCUCUCUAUUCAUAAAAACUUCAAGUCUCUCAUAAACUUUAGCUAUUGACUUGUAUUGUCUCUUUCUUUUGUGCUAAAUUCUUAAUUUGAAUAAAAGUGACAAAACAGUGUAGUAGUUUAAAUAAGUUGCUAGGUUUUAAUUUUUAUGAAUAAAGGGGUUAAGGUUUACUUUCAAUUUUUAAAAUCAAACCGUAUGAGACAAGAGCUCAACCGACUAAAGCGCAGCUCUUAAAUAGGAAUUAUUGAAUGAUAAAUUUUUAUUUAAGUCUAUCUUCCAUUAAAACCAAUUUCUGGAAGAGACAAAAUAUAAUUCACUUGUAUAAAUUAUACAAGUAUAACAAUAUUGUUUAUACAUCUUCUAUUCUAUUAAAAAAAAAAAAACCUUUUGAUAAAAUGUAAACAUCAAAACUACUUUGUACUUAAAUGCAAUUCAAUGAAUCUUAAGUUUAUCUCGUAUGCGUUAUGAUCUACAAAUGUGAUAUUAAAUCUCCAUAUGUAAUGUAUUCUUGCGCAACGGAUUUGACUGUAGGCAAUUAACUGUUUUCCUGCAAAAUGAAAUUGUAUUACUUUUAAUUAUAUUUAUUAUUUCUAUA
Galleria mellonella (greater wax moth) is the source of this 9010-nucleotide messenger RNA. Its product is annotated as protein groucho-like. Gene Ontology annotation, biological process: negative regulation of canonical Wnt signaling pathway; regulation of DNA-templated transcription. Gene Ontology annotation, molecular function: transcription corepressor activity; protein binding. The record is from RefSeq and is a predicted model, not a curated record. Gene Ontology annotation, cellular component: transcription regulator complex; nucleus. The transcript is spliced from 18 exons. Lineage: Eukaryota; Metazoa; Arthropoda; Insecta; Lepidoptera; Pyralidae. Bases 364 to 2526 code for a protein of 720 amino acids.